GUGCGCGGACUGGCAGGUUCCCUCCAACUUACCCGCGCGCGGACUUUUUUUUACGGAACCUUCGCCGCGCACGACGGACGGAACUUAACACAACACCCGCCGAACGAGAUGGAGUACGCGUCGUCCUCGACGAAAAUAUUGCUCGCUCUGGUCUCGUGCGCUUUCGUUCUUUCGUCGUCGACCGCUGACGCAGCAGCCGCUAAUGACACCGGUGUGCUCGCCAAGUCCCUGUGCAAGGAAGUUGCCUUCGGCUGUCCGAUCGGUUACGAGUGCAGGACGCCCAAGGAAGGCUGUCAGAGCCAUUGUGACUGCUAUGACCCGGUAGCCAAUGAGUCACUGCCACCGGGCUGUCCAGUUCGCAUCAAGCCGUGCGAGGAGGGACACUUCUGCAUGCCGGACAAGGCCGGUGAAUGCCACACUUGCAACUGCGACACGCCCUGCUCUCAGGCCACGGGUCGCUUUUCAUGCAAGCCCAAGGCGAACCAGGCAUGCACCCGCCGGAUGGCCCGCGGCAGCUGUCCCGUGUGCCAGUGCGAGGACUGCCCGCCCAGGGUGUGCCCACGUGACUGUUACGUCAUCCAGCUGGACGCCGGCUGCAAGGAGGUGUGCAUCUGCACCGGCAAGGACGGCAUACCGUUCGCCCUGCUCAACAGCGCCACCUACUCUUAUCAAUAAAGAGGGAAUAAAUAAAGUUAUAGUUACGCUCAACAA
Molecule: messenger RNA, 711 nt
Organism: Rhipicephalus sanguineus (brown dog tick)
Lineage: Eukaryota; Metazoa; Arthropoda; Arachnida; Ixodida; Ixodidae
Exons: 5
Coding region: 109-675 (188 amino acids)
Source: RefSeq, a predicted model, not a curated record